Lycium barbarum (goji berry) is the source of this 1021-nucleotide messenger RNA. RefSeq lists its product as uncharacterized. NCBI's taxonomy places the organism in Eukaryota, Viridiplantae, Streptophyta, Magnoliopsida, Solanales, Solanaceae. The transcript is spliced from 7 exons. The record is from RefSeq and is a predicted model, not a curated record. Bases 29 to 625 code for a protein of 198 amino acids.
GAAAAUUCCCUUUUCCCACAAGGGUAUAAUGGGCUUCAACAAUUGGAUCUUGCUUUUAGAUCCGGCCCAUUCCUUUAUCAGCAGGCCCAACAACAAAAUCCUUGUUCCGUUGCUCCGCAAGUUCCGGCAAUCUCUCACAAUCGCAUUCACCAUAGCAGUAAUGGGGGAAGAAAAAGAAAUGGAAGGAGUUGCUUCAAUAGCACUCAUUGAAAACGGGUCUAUUUCGGGUCACUUCAUUCAUCUUCCUCAUUCUAUCUGCUAUGGCAUCCAUGGCACUGAGAUGGUUUGUGAAAGGGAAUGCAGUAGGGGUGAGGACUACCGCUUGUUGAAGCUCACAAUUAUUGACUACAAUAGAAAAAGAGAAAGGGAUGUUAUAGUGGAGUGCAGAGGACAUGAUGCUGCUAGGAUUCAGAAUGUUGACCAUGCUCAUGGGUGGGAGGAUGAUGUUGUCAAUAUGCUUGACAAGAAGGAUCAGAAGAACAAGAUUCUUGUUUCUUUCGAGUGUGAGACACUGAAAGCGGGUAAAGCAGCUGAGGACCAUAUCAACAAAUUCAUGCCCAAGUUAGCCGGGGCGGAUGCUGUUGGUUUCUCUAAUCAUCUUGGCAGUAUGACCCAUCAAUUUUAAAUCAAACAAUUUUAGACCACCGGGUUUCAUAACUUCGUUAACAUUGGCAAGAUGAGGAUUGUAGGCUUGGACUUUGAAGAUGCAAAUGGAGAUGGAGAUGAUAACCAGCAGAAUAUUUGAGCUGCAGCUCAUCUGCUCUACCGGGCAGUUUGACUUAAAAAACUGUUUCAGAAGUUAAACUAGAAUGUAUUAUCUAGUUAGUCAUGCAGUUUUAGGCUCAUUAUCUCGGCGUUAAGCCCCUCUUGUAAUUAUAUUACCUCAAAAGCUGUUAUGGGUUUUGCUAAUUUUCACUUUAGAUGAUGUAUUAUCAGUUGACAGCAAGAACCCAAUAUAUGACAUUGUGCACAGAAUCAAGCCAAACUCUCAUGAUUACUAUUGAGCUAUGAUUACAAUUUC